AUGGCUCAGUGCAAUGCAGAGGAAUCUGUAGAUCACUGUGUGAUAGAAAAGAGCACCAGAGUUGAACCCAUGGACUCGAUCAAUUAUGGGAUAAUCGAGAUGAAAAUUGAAGAUGACUCGACAGCUACGGAGAUGGAGAUUGAUAAGUUUAGUAAUGCACAUUGCCAUCUCAAACAUAUUAGCCACAAGCAUCCACUGGUCUUCAAUGAAGAAGAGCAACAGAAUUAUAGUUACAUCAAGGAAAAUUCAUGCUUCGGAUGCGAGGAACUAGUGUUGGGUCCAAGCUACAACUGCAGCCAAUGCAAUUUCUUUCUUCACAAGACUUGUGCAGAGCUACCGCUCAAGAUUAAGCACCCAUUCCACCGCAAACACCCUCUAGUUCUCAUUCUAGACACCUCGAAUGUUGGUUGGCGCCGCCCAGCCUGUUUUUUCUGCAACGAAAGUUGCCGAAGGUUUGCAUAUAGUUGCUCUAAUUGUGCUUGUUACCUCUACAUCAAGUGUGCUACGCUGUCUUGUGUCAUUGAACCUGAAGCUCAUGAGCAUCAAUUCAUUCACUGGAUGAGGGCCAUUCCAUUCACUUGCAAUGCCUGCGGUGAAAAGGAAUCAGAACAAACGCCUUAUUUUUGUACCGCGUGCCAAGUCAAGGUCCACAAAAGCUGCAUUUCGUUGCCACAUAGUAUCAAAAUAAUUCAGCAUAAUCAUCCCCUUCACCGCAACCAUUUCUUUCAUGAAAAUGUGUCGGCAGGCUCUCUGAAUUGUGGAAUUUGUGAGAAGGAAGUGAAUUCUGAAUGUGGGAGUUAUUAUUGUCCUGACUAUUGCAAUUUCAUUGCCCAUGUGAGCUGCGCAUUGGAGUUCGAAGAUAAAGAUCAGAAAUGA
Molecule: messenger RNA, 876 nt
Organism: Pistacia vera
Lineage: Eukaryota; Viridiplantae; Streptophyta; Magnoliopsida; Sapindales; Anacardiaceae
Exons: 1
Coding region: 1-876 (291 amino acids)
Source: RefSeq, a predicted model, not a curated record